AUGGCCGAGAGGCAGCCCAUGCUCUCGUUUGCUAAGGUGGUCUCAGGCCAAACUAGCGAAACGAGUGUUGUUCAAGCACCCGUUCGUACCGCAUCGCCUUCUCGUCCGAUAUCAUCUGCGCAGAAGCCAGAUCACAAGAAUGAGAAAAAACAUGAAAAGGGUGAACGCGUCGAGCGACCAGAGAAAAAUGAGAAGCAAGAGAAACACGAUAGGAGUUUCGGAAGUCGACGUCGCCCGCCAAAAUACAGAGACCGCCAUGAGAAACGAGGGAAUAAGCCAGAACCUGUCAAAGAAGAAAAAGUGCUUUGUGUUGAAGAGGCCGCACCUCCCCAGGAGCCCGUAAUGUUGGAGCCUGCCCCAAUUCCUACAGUGAAUGCGUGGUUCAGAAAUAGAGGUUCAACAGACUCCAAUCACGGUUUGGAAUCAAGUUAUGUUUCAAACGUAGAAGAAAAUAAGCAAACAGAAGAAGUUGAGAUAAAGGACGAUAAUCCAGUUUCUGCUGCGGUGGCACCAAGUGUGGACGUAUCAAAGCCUAAAAAUGUAGAUCCGGAAUGGCCUACACUAGAUGCUGCGAAGCAGGACGAUGUAGUUGCUAACGGGUCAGACUCCCGUCAGCAUUCGCCAACUGCAGAUUCGGUUAAGGAGGAUCAAGAAUCCAUAGGAAACGGUCAAAAGUCAGUGAAGGGUAAAAGCAACUGGAAGAAGAUUGAAAUCGAUGUGGACUACGGCAUUAAGAACAAAGCUUCUGGAACUUCCCGAGAAAAAAUUGGCGCAAAAAAGGAAGAGAAGCCAAACGGGAACGUUUUACGUGGGCAUCCAACACCUGACUCUCCUGACGUCUGCUCAGCAGAAGAGACUGAAACCUGGGUAAUUGACAACACUACGAAUGGUAUUUAUUACACACAAGGGAGCAACCAAGGCUGGAAAAAGAAUUUGAGUGGCGAAGAAUCGAGUGAGUCACAAAUUGCUGGAACUGUUGGAUCGAUGUCUUCGCCAGACCUGUCUUCAACGCCCUCGAAGACGGCAACUCCGGCUGCUACAACUGUAAAGAAGCCCCUGUCGCCUCAUAAGGAAGACAAGCCUCAACCUCUUGCAAACGGAAGUAACAGACUCUCUAGUGGAUCCUCAAAAAGCAUGCGUAGUGACAUACGUAACGUGGGCACCAAAUCCGACUACUGGCACAAAAACGCUGAAAGGCGAGACAGUGAUAAACAGAGGGCAUUUUAUCAACGUAAUGACAGGUAUCAGUCCCGGAAUCCUCAUGCUCCUCCAAAACUGACUCCUGCACAGAGAAAGGCGCGUGGUCCACUUCCAGACUGGGAAGAAAUCCAGGACGGAGAAGAUAAUUUCGACUAUAUGAAUUUAAUGGACUCGCAAUACGCUCAGUACUAUGCAAUGUCAUCCAUUCCUCCGUUUGAUGGUGUUGGAGGAAUGGAUCCGCAAGUGGCCAGUAUGAUGAUACAGCAAGCGCAGCAGCAUAUGGCUGCAUUCGGUUUCCGACCUGCCAUACCGCUUAUGCAGCCGCAUAUUGUGGCUCCUCCUGAGCCAGUCGGGGUCGCACCGCUUCUUAGCCCUCAAGGUGCUGUCCUUACUGCUGCAAUUGGCGACUCUAUCAACACUGCGAUACCAUUUGCGCCCAUAUAUCCCACACAGCCUCCAUUCGUUCCUCUUAAUGACGAGACGUUGAAGGACUGCGUUCGCAAACAAAUCGAAUAUUAUUUCUCUGCUGACAACCUUCAAAAGGAUUUCUUCUUACGACGCAAGAUGAACGCAGAAGGAUUUUUGCCAAUCACUCUUAUUGCCUCCUUUCCACGUGUGCGAUCUCUCACCCAGGAUCUCGCACUUAUUUGUGAAGGAUUACGCGAUAGCGACAAGGUGGAACUGUCCGAUGAUGCGAACAUGGUUCGCCCACGCUUGAAUCCCACAGAGUGGCCCUUGACCCCAACUGUCCAUCCCGCACAACCAACGACUAGCCAAACUGAGGGUUUGUCAACAGCGAACGUUGCGUCGGAAGAAUCGACAUUGGAAACCAAAGUUGAUGAGAAGCUGGAACCGACGCCGAGCGCUGAAAAAACAAGCCACUCAUCGAAUGACAAUGCAACUGCUGCUAGACCGGAACCUUCUACUGUGGAUAAAACUGCGCAACAGCAGAACAGAGCAGCUUCUCCCCCGAAACAGGCACCAUCAGCAGAAGAGGGAUGGGAAGAAGUGAAACCGAAGAGAAAAGGAAAAGCUCGUGCCGAGAAGUCAAGCAUAAUGAAAGACGUGAGUGCAGAGCAGGAUCUGGACUUUCAAUUCGACAACGAACUCGAGACCAGCGCUGGUGGCGUGGAUGCGCCGAAAAGAGAGAAACCGAAAAGCUUCCGCCUAAGUGCCGAAACCUACGAAGAAAUCGGGGACGACAUUGUCAACAAGUUGAUUAUUAUGACUCCCAUGAAACGUACACUGGACAGAACUGGUGAUUUCACAACGAGAGCGAAGCAUCAAGCAGAAUUUAAUGAAGAGGUUGAAAUUGGUCUACGUCGAUAUGAAGAGGAGCUGUGGAGUGCACCAGAGAAAGACGCUUCGGUGAAACCAAAAGUUUCAACAAUAAACGAGGAGGAGUUUCGUUUACAAAGGGGCGAAGAUGCAACACGGACGACUCAGGGACCUCCUCCUGAAAUCCCUCUUAGCCAGCAGAAUACGCCACCCCCAUCUAUUUGGACGCAAAAGGCGAAGGAGCGCUCGGGCCUCAGUGUUGUGCCGAAGAGUCCUAUGCAGCGUCGUGAAUCGACAGAGCAGAAAGUGCCUCGUUUCUAUCCUGUGGAGAAGCCUGCAACAGUUAUGGAUGCGAAAUCACCUAGGAAACAAAAGACAAGACACAGUGCAAAUCCUCCCGUAGAAAUGCCUGUGGCUUGGGUGCUUGGGCGUGAUGAAGUUCCUCCUCCUGCACCCGUAGGAAUAGCAGCAAGCAGCAGUCAGAUUCCUCCUGCCCAUCCGUCUGUUUCUUUACUUCAAGAAAAUAACUUCGUACAGAAUGUAUACUCGAACUGGAGGCAAUCAUGCUUGAAACAACGGAAAAGCUUAGGUUACGACUGUGCUGAGAUGAAUACUUUGUAUCGCUUUUGGUCAUUUUUCUUGAGGGAUAAUUUCAAUAGGAAAAUGUAUGAGGAAUUUCGCCAACUAGCCCUCGAAGACGAUGAGAAGGGUUUCCGUUAUGGUAUAGAAGCGUUGUUCCGGUUCUAUAGCUACGGCUUAGAAAAACGGUUUCGACCAGAGAUUUACAAAAACUUUGUAAAAGAUUGCAUUAUCGACGUGAAAAAUGGACAACUGUAUGGUUUGGAGAAAUUCUGGGUGUUUAUGAAACGGUGUAAGAUUGCGAAACAGCUCGUCGUUGAUCCAUUUUUACAGAAAGAACUAGCUAAGUACAAAACGCCCGAUGAUUUUUACAUUACAAGUGCCGAUGACAAAAAGAAAGUUGCUGCCGCGAAGAAUUAG
This is a messenger RNA of Necator americanus (New World hookworm), 3477 nucleotides long. RefSeq lists its product as uncharacterized. NCBI's taxonomy places the organism in Eukaryota, Metazoa, Nematoda, Chromadorea, Rhabditida, Ancylostomatidae. The transcript is spliced from 18 exons. Gene Ontology annotation, biological process: mRNA stabilization; positive regulation of translation. The record is from RefSeq and is a predicted model, not a curated record. The coding region runs from base 1 to 3477 and encodes 1158 amino acids. Gene Ontology annotation, cellular component: cytoplasmic stress granule; cytosol. Gene Ontology annotation, molecular function: RNA cap binding.